Geodia barretti is the source of this 480-nucleotide messenger RNA. The record is from the annotation of a GenBank genome assembly. Lineage: Eukaryota; Metazoa; Porifera; Demospongiae; Tetractinellida; Geodiidae.
AUGUCAUACACUCCAAAGCAUUUGGGUCAUCUGGUGAUGAGGGUGCGGGAUAUGGAUCGUUCGCUGGACUUUUACACCCGGGUGAUGGGCCUCACCAUCAUGGAGCGAACCGCCAGCGGAACCGUGUUCAUGUCGGCCAACACCGAGAAGUCGCACGAGUUGGCCAUCCGGGCCAUCGGCAUGGACGCCGGCGGGCCGGACCAUUCGAUAGUUGGUCAGGCGCACAUGGCCUGGCAGAUGGAGACCUUCGAGGACCUGCAGGAACUGUACACGCGCAUGAAGGAAAACAACGUGCGUAUCCAGCGGGUCAGCGACCACGGCGUGUCCCUGGGUGUAUACCUACUGGACCCGGACGACAACGAGAUCGAGGUGUACUACGAGCUCCCCAGUACCCAGUGGGAGGACAAGGUAGGUAACGGCCUGUUCUCGGGCACCUUCGGAAGGCAACUGGAAGAACCGGCGGGCGUCGCCGACGACUAA